Lizanozyma spartinae is the source of this 492-nucleotide messenger RNA. RefSeq lists its product as uncharacterized. The record is from RefSeq and is a predicted model, not a curated record. Bases 1 to 492 code for a protein of 163 amino acids. Lineage: Eukaryota; Fungi; Ascomycota; Pichiomycetes; Serinales; Debaryomycetaceae. The transcript is spliced from 2 exons.
AUGCUAGCCGGACUUCCUUACUAUAUUGAGCGUCAGCAAGUGCUUGGUCUUCCACGGCAUACAUUGACCAUUGAUGAUGGAAUUGGUUACCUUGAGAGAAGAGAAGCGCUUAAGCAAAUGGAAGAUUUGAAGGAUGAUUUCUUAACACUGGAGUUCCGAAACAAAGUUCGAGAGGUGCUUAAGAAGUAUAAGAAAGAGUUUGUUAGUUUGUAUGCUGUUGAUAAUUAUGGUGAUUGUGAUGAUGAUAUGUUACCCAGUAGAAUCAUCAUCCAUAACGGUGAAGAGUGUACUUCAGAUCCAAAGCAGUAUAUUGAUAGAAUCCGUUCCCGUGAUCCAAAUAAGCUUGAUGCUUCUCGAUAUACAGUCAUUGAGGCCAAAGAUUUGGAUUUGAACAAACAAGUUAAAGAACAGAUCCAAGACCGGUUUGGGGUUGUAGCUGAUGUUGAUUAUGUCUUGUAUGAUGGAGAUAAGAUAAAUCAGUGGCAGUUAUAG